AUUUAAUAUUCAAAACAGUUCUCUCGGCCCCGCUGCAAUAAAGGCAGAUAGCGGACCAUGGGGAGCAGGGGAGAAACUUUUUAUACAGACAUUCUCGCGCUAUGACUUUUGACUAAGACUUAACUGGGGCCAGGCUCCGGGUGUGAGGAGCGUACAAGGGCUCAUUUUUGUUCGGGAUCAAAAAAGGAGAAUUCGACUUCUCCCCCCGAGGGGAAAAAAAUACCCCUACCAAAAAAAAAAAAAAAAAAAAAACCCGAGUUCCAUUGAAAGUAUCAGCGGUGGCAAGUCGAAUUCAACCCUUUGGAUUGAAGAUGAGCUUAUUGUCUGCCAUAGACACGAGUGCCUCCGUGUACCAGCCUGCGCAACUCCUCAACUGGGUCUAUCUCUCUUUGCAAGACCCACACCACCAGACCAGCGCCUUUGACGCCUUCAGACCCGAACCCAACUCUUCCCACCCGGAUCUCAACUUCAGCAAGAGUCCCGCCUCGGCCGAACUGAGCUCUUCCCUCAACUCCAACUAUCUCAACAACUUCUUUCAGCUGCAGCGCAAUGAGGCCUUAAACAACAAUGUGUAUAAGAAUGUAUCGCCUUACGGCUCCCUGAACAACAUCGUGGAUGGACUCAACUCGCUGACGGACCACUUCUCAGACCUUUCCUUGUCCUCAGAGCCAAGAAAGCCCAACAAGAGACCGCCGCCCAAUUAUUUGUGCCACCUGUGCUUCAACAAGGGUCAUUACAUCAAAGACUGCCCUCAGGCCCGACCCAAAGGAGAAGGCCUGACCCCCUACCAGGGAAAGAAGAGAUGCUUUGGCGAGUACAAAUGUCCAAAGUGUAAGAGGAAGUGGAUGAGCGGCAACUCGUGGGCCAACAUGGGACAAGAAUGUAUCAAGUGCCACAUUAACGUCUAUCCACACAAGCAGCGUCCGCUGGAGAAGCCGGACGGCCUGGACGUGUCUGACCAGAGCAAAGAGCACCCGCAGCACCUGUGUGAGAAAUGUAAAGUCCUGGGUUACUACUGCCGCCGUGUGCAAUAAACCUCUCCUGUGUCGCUGUGGUCCGAGAGCCAAGAACUUUACAAGUUACCCUCCACUCCGUCGACCCUUGAAUCUUGCCGCAGCGGUGAUUCUAGUGACGGCGUAAAAGAUGACAUUCAGGAAAAAAACAAAAAAAAACAAAAGGAAUACAUUCGUGUAGGAUCAGCUUCUUGUGCAGGAAAAGCCCACGCAAGCAUUUUCUCAUUCGGCUCAUGUUACAGUCAUAGAUUACCUCAAUUUGUGGGGUUUGUCACCUUUGUGUUUACAGAAAUCCGCCUUACAUUUCCCUGACAAGUGAAGUGUGUCCGUGCAUUGUGUGUAUUUUAUAUACACUUAUAUGCGCCAUUGCCACAUUUAGGGUCAACAGCACAUCUUUAUUAACUGUGAAUUAACUGAGGGAUAAUGUGCCAUACAUCCCAAGCUUACAAGUGGCCUAUUUAUUUUCUUAUUAUCUAGUGUGCAAUUUGACUUUGAACUGGGACAGGAAAAAAAAAAAGAUUAUUAUUAUUUUUUUUUUUACGUUUGUUUUCCUGCAAUGUUGUGUAACUGCUCCCACGUGUCUUUAGAAACUACUGUAGGCUUAGUAUCACGCCGUGAUGUCAAGCGAGCAUCCGUGCAGUUUUUGGUUUAAAAUGUUCCCCUCCCCCACAAAAAACUGCUCACCGUGCAUAGGCUGAAUAUAUUUGUUGUUGUUUGAAGGAGGUUUUAGUGCUUGCUGGAGGCAGUGAAAAUACGGGACGUUUUGCUGCAACAGCUGAUUGUGGUAUAAAAAGUGCAGAGCAGGGAGAAUGAAGGUUGGCAGGAAAGCAGCCGUUUAAAGGCUGAUGAAGAACAAAGAAAAAAAAGGAAUUCAGGGCGGAGAGAUAAUGUCAUUGUGAUACGACGCAAUGUUAAGGCCAGUGAAAAUAAAAAAAAUAAUACAAUUACAUGGGGUAAAAAAGUAAAAUUAAAAGAACAAUUGCAAAAAUUACAAAGAAAAAGUCAAGUUUAAGUCUAAAAAGGUAAUAUUUAGAGAAUAAUGAUACCAUUUUGAUGAUAUUUACAGCUUUAUGUCACAAGACUACAUUACAAAUAUUACCAGAAAAAACUGUAAUGUUACAAGACUGGUGGUAUUAUUAUGAGGGGGGGGGGGGAAAUCUGAAAUUUAUGAGAUUAGAGUUCAUUCAGACAUUCAGAAAAAAAACAUUGUAAUGUUAAGAAAAAAAUGUGAUAUAAGAAAAACAGUGUAAUGUUACCUAUAUGAUAUGAAAAAAGAUGUUACAAGACUUGUUAAUAUUACAAAGAAAAUGUAAUGUUCAAAGAUCAAGUGGUAAUAUUUUGAGAAAACCGUAUCAUUGUACAAGAAAAAGUGUGUAAUGUUGAGGCUAAACAUUUUAGACUAUUAUUAAGACUAAAGUUUUUUGUUUUUUUCUUAAACAAGACUAAAGUGUUAAGCCGAUCUUAAAGGUGAGCGAAGAAAGUUGUAAUCAAAUAACGUUGUGGUGGUAGAAGAAAAAUUUACGAGACUCAAGUGGUAUAAUCUUCUGAAAAUAUUUCACAAUUGAAGGUUUUUAUGGUUGUGAUGCGGAGUCAAAAGUGGACCCAAAUGCAGGGAAGUGGGAGUAUGCAAAAAAAAAAAAAAUAUAUAUAUAUAUAUAUAUAUGUAUUCACCAAAAAAAAAAGCAAACAAGGUGUAAUCAAAAUCUAUGUUAAAAACUAAAUAAAAUUAAGACUCAAAGUAAAAAAAAAAAAAAAAGUCACUGCUCCAGACAAUGGGCAACAUGACAGAAAGAAGACAACGUGACGUAUGACAACAAUGACCUGAUGCACACCCACGGAACUAAAUAGAAUUAUUACCAAAAAUCUUGUUACGUGACCAAGUUGCAGUAUUCUGAGAAAAAUAGCUCGUAAAAAGCAUCAUUACAGCUGAAUUCUGUCAAACCGUGAAAAUCUGACUUUUACAAAUUCGACUUUAUUCUUGCAAAGUGACUCUGACUUAACUCACAUGGUUAUCCUCAUAAAGUAUUGCUUUAUUUUCAGUCUGGCCCUAAUAUUUCCGUGUAUUGUAAGGAUUUAUGGAAUGUGACAACGUUGGUGGUGGGAGGGAUUACCUUUGAAUGCUUUUACAGUGUCGUGAAAAAGUACUGGCUUCCAUCUCAAAAUGUUAUAUUUUUGCCAAUGUUUUUCUUCUUUAACGUUUAAGUUCAUCAAACAAAUGUAGUUAUCAGACAAAGAUAACUCAAGUGAACUUAAAAUGGUCUUUUGAAUUCACUUAUUGAAGAAAUAAAAACUUCUUCAAGUUACCUGGCCUUGUGUGAAAAAGUAAUGGCCCCCUAAACAACAUAACUGCUUGGGGCAUCCUCAGCAGCAACAACUGAAAUGAAAUGUUUUUAAAACUUCUUUCACAUCUCUGUGAAGAUAUUUUGAAGCAGGGUUCCUCGCAGAAUUGUUAGUAUUCAGCAAAAACAGAGGGUUUUUCGAACAAACCGACCUUUAGAAGGUCAUGCCACUGGAUUUCAAUGCGAUUCAAGACUGAGGUUUGAUUAGGCCACUCCAAAACCUUCAUUUGUUUUUUUUUUUUUUUUUUUUUAUUAUUAUUUAAGCAAUUCAGAACUUGGCUUGCUGGUGUGUUUUGGAUCAUUAUCCUGCUGCACAACCCAAAUGCGCUUCAGAUGAAGGUCAUAAAUUGAUGGCUAAAGAUUCUCCUUCAGGAUUUUUUGUUAAAUUGUAGAUUUCAUGGUUCCACCAAUCAUAGCAAGUUGUCCAGGUCCUGCAGGAGAGAAGCAGCCCAAGACUACCACACCACUACAAACCUGUUUGACCGUUGGGAUGACCUCCUUUUUCUGAAUUGCUGUGCUACAUUCACGCCAGAUGUAACAAGUCACACACCUUCCACAAAACUCAACUUUCAUCUUGUCAGUCCAUAUCAUAUCCUCCAAAAAACCUUGGGAAUCAUUCAGAUCUUUGUUUUUUUGUUUUGUAAGACAAGCCUUUAUGUGAGUUUUGGUCAGGAUUUGUUUUUACCGUGCAUCUGCACCACGGAUGGCAUUUUUGCCCAGUCUCUUCCGUACUGUGUCAUGAACACUGAUCUCAACUGAGACCGAGGGUGGCCUGCAGUUCUUUAGAAGUUCUUUGUGGUCUCCUGGAUGAGUCAUUGUCGUUCUCUUUGUGUGAUCUUUGUAGGUCGGCCACCCAACUGUUACAAGUUUUCUCCAUGUGAGGAAAAUGGCUCUCUGUAUGUGUCACUGAAAUUGUAAUGUUUUAGAAAUGGCUUUUGUAAGACUUUCCAGACUGAUAGAUGUCAAUAACUUUAUACCUCGACUGUUCUGGAAUUUCUUUGGAUCGUGUUAUUUUGUUGCAGGAUUUUUAGAUCUUUUGUCCAAUUUGAUUCAGUAAGGGCAGAUUAUGUUGAAGUAAUUUCUUGAUGGAAGAGGUCUGGAGGAAAUCAGUCCUGGGUGUGAUCAGUGAAAAGGAACCAAAAACUAUUAUAGUAAUCCAUGAUUUACUUUUUUCACAAAGGCCCAGGUAACGUUUUUUUCUUAGUGAAUCAAAGCGUCAUUUGAAAACUGAAUUUUAAGUUGAUUGGAGUUAUAUUUGUCUGAUAUUUACAUUUGUUUGACGAUCAUAAACAAUGUGGGGAAUAUAUACAAAUAUAUAACAAUUUGAAACGGGGACCAGUACUUUUUCACAGCACUGUAACUGUUUGACAUGUGCAGUACAAGAGUAUCAACUACAAUGAAUAUACUAUAUGCAGCUUAGAUAGAAACCUGCCUUAGGAUCAGCAUAGGAAAUAUUUUUAUAGGUAUGUCUCUUUUUUUUAAAGCUCCACAUAUGAAAAUCAUACUAUUUUUAUACCGUAAUAUAAUGUAUGUGCCUUGGGUGAGUUCAAGAAACAAAUUUAAGUCAAGUUGGUGCCAGGUGGCUUCUUUGUGAUGCAAUGACGAGAGAUGUCGUACAAUGAGUUGCAGGUGUGCUAAUAAUAAGAAACAAUUGAGGUUGGGCUUUUUUUUUUUUUUUUUUUGCUGAGAGCCCCCCCCCCCCCCUCCAUACAGUUACCAAGUCUCCCCUACUUUUAAACUACCGUAAUUCCCGGCCUACGGAGCGCUCCUGGUUAUAAGCCUCCUCCAGUACAUUUGUAAAGGAAAUACCAUUUGUUACAUACAUAUGCCGCACCUGUGUAAAAGCCGCAAGUCCCCACAUUGAAAUACGAGAUAUUUACAAAGACGGUACACAGAGAGUUUAAUGCUAGUGCCACCACGCAAAUGCUAGCGCUGCGCUAACAGAGCCAGUUAAAAAAAAACAUACUGGUAAAAAUCACAGAGACAAGGCAGUAACACGCUAGCGCAACACUAAGAGGGCUGGACCGGUAAAAGUCACUUCUUCGGCACAUAUAUUCCGCCGGUCCCACUUUUACCUUUUCCGCUCGAGUCCACCCUUGUGGCCGUUAGAAAAAAAAUGUACAUAUUAGCCGCAUCACCGCAUAAACCGCAGGGUUGAAAGCAUGUUAAAAAAGUCGCGGCUUAUAGAUGUCUUAUAAAUUUGACACGACAGUGAUGAGUGUUGUUAUAACCAUACCAAAUUUGGAUUAAAAAAAAAAAAAAAACACUAUGUAAAAGGAGGCUUCAAAAUCAUGAAUAACAGGGCGCAACGAAUGGGUCAGAUUGAAUUUCCUAACGUGCCCGGUGUCUCCGCACUCAAAUACCGUGGGUCGUGUCCACUUACUGUGCUGAAACCACGUCUUGGGUAACUGUCUGUCAAGCCCCACCAGGUCUUUUUCUUUGCCUACACAUCCCCGCAAAGAUAUAGCCACUUAAAAACUCGGGUGGUCAGAAUAUAUAUCUCAAGGUAUUUACCCAUCAGCUAGUUAGCAAGUUAACAGGCUUCACGAAGCCUACUGUGGACCUCCUCGCUCGGUUGUGUCAGUCCGCAUUAUAGAGAGAAUUAAAGGUAAGUCAGCCAUUUAUUAAACACGGCGGGACACGUUUAAUAUUCACACUAUUACAGAGAUUUUAAGGAUCUAUUUCCUUCUGGUUACACACUAUUUCCAUUGCCAAUUCAAUUUAAACUACUAAUACUGUAACUGAUUUUUUUUUUCCCUCAGAUGGGAUGGUUUGUAGUUCAAGUUUUUUUUUUUUUUUUUGCUGCAUUUUCAGCAAAUUAUCUUCAAACAUUUAAAAAGUAAUCACUGAAUUCACUUUAUAGCACAGGUGUCAAACUCAAGGCCUGGGUGCCAGAUCUUGGCCCACCACAUGAUUUUAUGUGGCCCGCGAAGGCAAAUCUAGAGUGUCAACAUGAUUCUUGUAAAAAUCUGUACCAUAAAUUCAAAUUGUCAGAUAUCAUAAAUGAUCAAAUUAAGAUAUUACAAGCAAUUUUGUGUUAUCAAAUGUGAAUAGUUGAAAAACAUUACCCUUGAUUUCUGAUUCUAAAACUAGUUCAUAAAUUGAUGAUGUAAAUAUGAUGAGAUGAUUAAAUAUUUUUGUUCCACAGUCAUAACGGCCCUCUGAGGGAAACCGGAACCACAGUGUAGCCCGUGAGAAAAAUGAGUUUGACACCCCUGCUUUAUAGCGUCUUAAGACAGAAUUGUAAGAUUGUGAUCAUUGACAGUACACUACGUCUUUUGAGCAAUCCUAACAAGAAAUAUUGUCAGAAUACUUGCAAACUGAGUCUUGAACCUGGACUACACCUGCAACGUAUACCCCCGCACAUCUUACAAUUGCUCACGAUAAAUCACGUGCCUGUCUCGUAAAAGUAAAAACAGACCGUGGAGGAAGAACUUUACUUUGUUGAGACCGAUGAAGCGAGUGCAGCCACAAAGGCUGUGCCUAGGUUUUCCAUUUCGCAAAACUUUGGUACCCCUCAGCUCGGAUGAGACCUGCUUGAAACAUGUUUAUUCCCAUUAUUACACAUCAUCAUUGGGAACAAUACGCUUUUUGGUUUUUGGAGGGGGGUGGGGUUGGGGGGCAAUCUUAAAAACAGGCCUGCGAGAGCGUUCCAUCUCGGCCACCAUGCAUUAAAACCAAGAAAUGCGGAUUAUGUAUGACAACAAGCAUUUCUUUGCAUCACAUUUUUAAUGUAGACGUAUAUGUAGGAAAAAUGUUACAACAGCCCUGCACUAUGUGAAGACACCAGCAGGCCUUUUCAAACACACCGUUUGGUGCGCCAAUGAUGCCUUUGUCGUAACCGCACUGGAGCGAUUAAACAACAGUUUUCAAAUGGGGCCUGGUGAUGACGCAAACGGCACAUCAGGAGCAAACCGUGGAGAAAAAAAAACAAAACGAAAAACACUAUUUUCUUUUGUCUUGAAAUUACAUUUAUACUUGACUUUUCUAUUAGUUUUUCAGUAUAUAUAAUAGCCGAUUUAAAAUAAACUGAGCGUAUAUACAGUAUGUGUAUUUUGCAACAACAAAGAAUAUUUUAUAGCAACCUAACUCGAGUUAUAACAAAUAUUUUAUGAACGAUGACUGUUUAUGUAUAUAUUUGAUGGCCGUCAUUCUGAAAGUGUUAUGCAAUAUCAAAGACUUUGUGUGUGUAUGUGUGUGCGUUUGUGAAGAAGGGCCUUCACUGAGACGUAAAACCUCGCUGGGAGUUUUCUUUCCUCUUCUUGGAUGUUUUACAAGAAUCUGCAGAAGUAUUUAUGGAUUUAAGAAAAAAAAAAGUUUUUGUAUAGAAUAUGCAAACAAUGUUACACUACGGAGAAAAUAUUGAUUUCUACAUAGAUUAUUAUUAAAAAAAUUGAACAAGAAAAAGCUGGUACAUAACUAAUCUCAAUUAUAAAUCAUUGUGUUUUUAUUAUUAGUUAAAUAAUCCAGAUUAGUGUUACUAAUUGUGAGCUGAUAUACAAACAUGCAUAACCGCUUUGUGGCUAACAAGUAUGAUAUUGUGUAAACGUGCAGAAUAAAUAUCUCGUCGCCACUGUAUGAGCUUGUUAAAACUGUGAGACGCAGCUUGCCUCGAGCUGAUCUAUUAUGGGAUGUUCCAGUGUUAUCGCUAGCUGUUCGCUCACGACAAAGAACUUGUUGACAGUUUGCAUGUGCAUGUGUCCAAUGGAGUAUUACGUUUGUGCAAUGUUACACAUUAUUUAAAUCUCUUUUUGUUUGUUGCAGUAUUACAUUUACAGCUCUUUAAAUACUAGUUACGGAAUGUAUGUGGUGUGGAAACAACUAGAUGUGUCGAUCAGUUGUUACACAAUAUUGGAACACACACAAGAAAAAAGAAACAAGGACUUUUGGGAAGUUUUUCUGGGAAGAAAAAAAUUAAAAAACAAAACAAAACAAAGGACAUUCAUGGUUCCGGGAGGCGACCAAACCGCGGGUCUGUUUUUCACGUCCAUGAAAUGGCAUUCCAAAAUGUGCCUUAUUUGUUAGCUAGCAAAUAAUUUUUAGUGCUCUAGUGAUGACUAUUUUGAUGAAUAAAAGUCUGGCUGAAAGUCUGCCUUCUUUUUUUG
Syngnathoides biaculeatus (alligator pipefish) is the source of this 8457-nucleotide messenger RNA. It is a transcript of the gene zcchc24, whose product is annotated as zinc finger, CCHC domain containing 24. The transcript is spliced from 4 exons. The coding region runs from base 312 to 1034 and encodes 240 amino acids. Gene Ontology annotation, molecular function: zinc ion binding; nucleic acid binding. NCBI's taxonomy places the organism in Eukaryota, Metazoa, Chordata, Actinopteri, Syngnathiformes, Syngnathidae. The record is from RefSeq and is a predicted model, not a curated record.